CUUAUUUUAUAUAUUUUUAAUCCAAUGUUCAGAAUUACAACUUAGGCUUUGUACAAUCUAUAGGCGACAAAGUUAGUUAAUCGAUUCUGUGUGGUGUCAAAAAACAAACCAGAAGCUGGUCCUUCUUAAGGCCAUUUGACAGACAAAUAUACAGUGAUAGAUCACACAUAUGAUGCAGUAGUUGUAGGAGCAGGUGGUGCUGGUUUAAGAGCUGCAUUUGGUUUGGUUGAGCUUGGGUUCAAGACUGCUUGUAUUUCCAAGUUGUUUCCCACUAGAUCUCAUACAGUGGCAGCUCAAGGAGGUAUUAAUGCAGCAUUGGGAAACAUGACAGAAGAUGAUUGGAGAUGGCAUGCAUACGAUACAAUAAAGGGAUCAGAUUGGUUGGGAGACUAGGAUGCUAUCUCUUAUAUGUGCAAAGAAGCACCAAAGGCUGUUUAUGAAUUGGAAAGUUAUGGUUUACCAUUUUCAAGAACUCCAGAAGGCAAGAUCUAUCAAAGAGCAUUCGGAGGACAGAGUUUGAAAUUCGGAACAGGAGGACAGGCCUAUAGAUGUUGUGCAGUAGCAGACAGAACAGGACAUGCUAUGUUACACACUUUGUUCGGAAGAGCCUUGGGAUAUGAUUGUAUAUUCUUCGUGGAGUACUUCGCUCUUGAUUUGAUGAUGGAUGAUCAAGGAGCUUGCAGAGGAGUAGUAUGCAUGUCGAUGGCAGAUGGCUCAAUUCACAGGAUUAGAGCAGGAUACACAGUGAUAGCAACUGGUGGUUAUGGUAGAGCAUUUUAAUCGUGCACAUCUGCCCAUACUUGCACAGGUGAUGGUGGAGGUAUGACUAUCAGAGCAGGUUUACCAAUGGAGGAUUUGGAAUUCGUAUAAUUUCAUCCUACUGGUAUUUAUGGUUCUGGAUGUUUGAUGACUGAAGGAUGCAGAGGAGAAGGUGGUAUCCUCAGAAAUUCUUUGGGAGAAAGAUUCAUGGAGAGAUACGCUCCUACUGCUAAGGAUUUGGCAAGUAGAGAUGUUGUGUCUAGAGCUAUGACUAAGGAAAUUUUAGAGGGAAGAGGAGUUGGACCAGAAAAGGAUCACAUCCAUUUGCAUCUCAAUCAUUUGCCUGCUGAACUCUUGCAUGAAAGAUUACCAGGAAUCAGUGAAGCCGCUAAAAUAUUUGCAGGUGUCGAUGUCACAAAAGAACCUGCACCAGUCUUACCUACUGUUCAUUACAAUAUGGGUGGAAUACCUACCAAUUUCAAAACUGAAGUUCUUAAUCAAGUUGCAGGCAAAGAUCAAGUGGUGCCUGGACUUUUGGCAGCUGGUGAAGCUGCUUGUGCAUCAGUCCAUGGUGCCAAUAGAUUGGGAGCCAAUUCCUUAUUAGAUAUCGUUGUUUUUGGAAGACAGGCUGCCAAUCUUGUAGGUGAAAAGUGGAAACCUGGAUAGAAACAACCAGAUUUACCUAAAAAUGCUGGAGAAGCUGCCAUCGCCAGAAUCGACAGAUUAAGACAUCAUGAAGGAUCUCAGACUGUUGCUUAAGUCAGAAAGGAUCUCCAAAGAACUAUGCAAAAACAUGCUGCUGUCUUUAGAAUUGAGAAAACAUUGUAGGAAGGUGUUGAAAAAGUCAAAGAAAUCUAUUCCAGAAAAGAUGAUAUCAGAAUCAAAGACAAAGGACUUGUAUGGAAUUCUGAUUUGGUAGAAGGAUUAGAAUUAGACAAUUUACUAUUGUAAGGCAAAAUGACCAUAGAAGGUGCUUUAAAUAGAAAGGAAUCCAGAGGAGCUCAUGCUCGUGAUGACUUCCCAGAUAGAGAUGACAAGAACUGGAUGAAACAUACAUUAGCCAGAAUCAAAGACGCCAAGAAAGGUGAUAUUGAACUAACUUAUAGAGAUGUUAUCACUAAGACCUAAGAUCCAAAAGAAUUUGAUACCGUUCCUCCAAAAAAGAGAGUGUAUUGAAUAAAUAUUAAAUAACAUUAUUAAAUAAAA
Paramecium tetraurelia is the source of this 1965-nucleotide messenger RNA. RefSeq lists its product as uncharacterized. The record is from RefSeq and is a predicted model, not a curated record. Lineage: Eukaryota; Ciliophora; Oligohymenophorea; Peniculida; Parameciidae. Gene Ontology annotation, biological process: tricarboxylic acid cycle; mitochondrial electron transport, succinate to ubiquinone. Gene Ontology annotation, molecular function: electron transfer activity; flavin adenine dinucleotide binding; succinate dehydrogenase (quinone) activity. The transcript is spliced from 7 exons.